This is a messenger RNA of Glycine soja, 906 nucleotides long. RefSeq names its product microtubule-associated protein 70-1-like. Bases 1 to 906 code for a protein of 301 amino acids. The transcript has 8 exons. Gene Ontology annotation, biological process: cytoskeleton organization. The record is from RefSeq and is a predicted model, not a curated record. Gene Ontology annotation, molecular function: microtubule binding. Lineage: Eukaryota; Viridiplantae; Streptophyta; Magnoliopsida; Fabales; Fabaceae.
AUGAUAUAUGAGGAAACUCUAACAGAUGAGCUGAUCAAGGUGGAUGAAAAGCUAAAAGCAGCUGAAGCUCUUCUGGAAAGCAAGAACCUUGAAAUAAAAAAAAUCAAUGAGGAGAAAAGGGCAGCACUGGCUGCACAAUUUGCUGCAGAAGCCACACUUCGAAGGGUUCAUGCUGCACAGAAAGACGAUGAAAUGCCUCCUAUUGAAGCUAUUAUUGCAUCCCUGGAGGCAGAACUCAAGCUUGCUAGGAUGGAGGUGGCAAAGCUGCAGGAUGACAACAGAGCACUGGAUCGGCUAACCAAAUCGAAGGAGGCUGCUCUUCUUGAGGCUGAGAGAACUGUUCAGAUUGCUUUGGCAAAAGCAUCCUUGGUUGAUGAUCUGCAAAACAAAAAUCAAGAGUUAAUGAAACAGAUUGAAAUAUGCCAGGAGGAGAACAAAAUCUUGGACAAAAUCCUUCGGCAAAAGGUUGCUGAAGUUGAAAAACUAACUCAAACUGUUCGUGAGCUUGAAGAGGCUGUCUUGGCUGGUGGGGCUGCUGCUAAUGCUGUCCGUGAUUACCAGCGUAAAGUGCAAGAGAUGAAUGAGGAAAGGAAGAUUUUGGAGCGGGAAGUAGCUCGUGCCAAAGUUACUGCAAACAGGGUUGCGACUGUAGUUGCAAAUGAGUGGAAAGAUGCUAAUGAUAAAGUGAUGCCAGUGAAGCAGUGGCUAGAAGAAAGAAAUUUUUUUCAGUCAUUCCAUAAAACAGAAAUCAUAUGUAAAAUUGAUAAUAGAGAAAAUGUGUAUUUGGUAGUUGGAACUUCAGUAGGACUUGAUCUGACAAUCAGAGCUCAGUAUCAUUUACUUUUCACUGAGGCCGCUAUCUUAUUUUCCAACAUAGAUAAUACUCAGCCUCAGCGCAUACCCUGA